This is a messenger RNA of Opisthorchis viverrini, 2109 nucleotides long. RefSeq lists its product as hypothetical. The coding region runs from base 1 to 2109 and encodes 702 amino acids. The transcript is spliced from 15 exons. Lineage: Eukaryota; Metazoa; Platyhelminthes; Trematoda; Opisthorchiida; Opisthorchiidae. The record is from RefSeq and is a predicted model, not a curated record. Gene Ontology annotation, biological process: aldehyde metabolic process. Gene Ontology annotation, molecular function: aldehyde dehydrogenase (NAD+) activity. Gene Ontology annotation, cellular component: cytoplasm.
AUGUUUGAAGAAAACGAAGACCCUAUCUUAGCUGCUGUAUCAGAAGAUUUUCGUCGUCCUAAAUCGCUCAGAGUUCCGAUGGAGUUUGCAAUAGUAAAGAAGGAAGCUUGUCUCAUGUUGGCCUACAUGGACGAUUGGUUAAAAGAUGAGGCGGUUCCACGUUCGUUUAUGACUAUGAUGGAUACGAGCUACAUCCAACGUCAACCGUUGGGUGUGAUCCUGAUCAUGGGGGCUUGGAACUAUCCUUUGUUUACUCUUUUGAUCCCCAUGCUAGGUGCGCUCGCUGCUGGUAAUACAGUCUUGCUGAAGCCUUCUGAACAUUGCCCUACCGUGGCCCGGUUGCUGGCUACUCUGGUUCCAAACUAUGUUGAUAAGAAAAUUUGCCAAGUGCUUUGUGGUGGCGUUGAUGUGUGCCAGAAGCUGUUGGCCUCGGAGCGAUUUGAUCAUAUAAUGUACACGGGGGGCACCGCUGGUGGUCGAGCUGUGUAUACGGCUGCUGCCAAAUUUCUUACCCCCGUAACGUUGGAACUGGGAGGCAAGUGCCCUGUUUACGUCGAUUCCAAUGUCGAUCUGGUGAUGGCGGCCAAACGGAUCAUGGCGAUGAAAACCCUCAAUUGUGGGCAGAUUUGUGUUGCACCCGACUACGUGAUUUGUCAUCGGAAAGUCCUCACUGAACUCUUGAAGAACCUGGGAGAAGCCAUCGAGGAGUUUUACGGGGAAGAUAAACGAGCAAGCCCGGAUUUUGGCAGAAUAAUUAACGAGAUGCAUUGGAAGCGUUUGACCAAUUUGCUUUCCGAGACAAAAGGCAAAACGGUUUACGGAGGUGAGGCGGUACAGGAUGAUUUGUACAUCGCACCUACGGUGGUCAUCGACGUUAGACCAGACGAUUCACUCAUGAGCGAAGAGAUUUUUGGACCCAUUCUACCCAUCCUGACGGUGGAUUCACCUAAGGAGGCCGUAGAAAUCAUCAGAUCCAAACCACAUCCUUUGGCUGUGUAUGUUUUCACAAACAGCAACGAUGUAUUCGAGAUAUUCAAAGAGGAAACUACUAGCGGUGCAUUAGUGCAAAACGAUUGUGGAAUUCAAGCAUCCUCUUCCGAGCUUCCAUUCGGAGGUGUUGGUCAAUCUGGAUUCGGUCGCCAUCACGGCAAGCAUUCAGUGUACACAUUCUCCAACCCUCGUUCCGUUAUGCUGAGGUCCAGAUCAGAGUUCAUCAACCAAAAACAAGAAGAGUUGUUCGAUUAUGUAACAGAAAUGACGACAUGUCUAACAUGGACCCACUGGGAGCUUUUGCUUUGGAUCACCACCGAUGCAUGUCUGAUUUCAUCUCGCAACCGGUUGCUCCUUUUAACUGAUCGCUUGUCUUUGCAUCCCACGCACUUUUCACGCCGGUUUCAUCAUCCACUUUGUACCACUUUGUUGGGUGUCUUUCCGGGGAAAGGAGUUUGCAAUCACCUAUGCGAGUUACUGAAGCUGCUCGAUGAAUUGACUCAUGUGCCGUUGGCGCUGCACCAAACAAUGGAGGUCAUAGGCAAUCACCUAAUACGGAGCAUGAUAUAUUCGCUCAUGCCGGGCCUAGUUUACCACUCAAUGUUGAGUGAUUAUGCAGCUUAUUCAAGGCUGGUUACGUCUACCGAAGGGCCCCUUUUCCCAAUCAGCUACAUCCAAGCCGGUAAACAACACAGGGAACUCGGUAUCCCAUGCUUGAGUUCAACUCUGAAUUCAGUGGAAAGGGCGUAUGGAAAAGCAGCUGUCUACAUAGUGCCGAGUAGUUUGCGGUAUGGUUAUUGGGGAUCUCAGCCUUCCGAUCCAGACCUAAUGUGCUUGCGUGAACAUCAAUUUUAUUGCAUCACGCUUGGUGAUCGGGAUGCAAAGGGACUCGAAAAAUGUCUCCGCCAUCUAGGACACACCGUUUUGGAGGAGUUGCUAGCACACACUUCGACUUCUUUCAUCGAGCCGGACGUAAUCGGUGUCCGGGAGCGUCGAGCAACUGUGAUAGACGUUAGAAGCACCCUGCGAAAGAGAACCCGCGAAACAUCUCCGUUUCCUGGGAUACACCGUUUUCGAGGAGUUGAGAGCACCUACUUCGACGUCCUUCAUCAAACUUGA